Oncorhynchus tshawytscha (Chinook salmon) is the source of this 972-nucleotide messenger RNA. It is a transcript of the gene mrpl51, whose product is annotated as mitochondrial ribosomal protein L51. The transcript is spliced from 4 exons. Gene Ontology annotation, molecular function: structural constituent of ribosome. Lineage: Eukaryota; Metazoa; Chordata; Actinopteri; Salmoniformes; Salmonidae. Bases 203 to 589 code for a protein of 128 amino acids. Gene Ontology annotation, biological process: translation. The record is from RefSeq and is a predicted model, not a curated record. Gene Ontology annotation, cellular component: mitochondrial large ribosomal subunit.
AUCAUGGGAAUAAUAGUAAAAUGGAGGUGCCCGUAUGGCAUGCAUGACUUUAUACAUGUCGACGCUUUAAAACGUGAAUUUCGAUUUGUCUAUAGUUAAUGAACAGCUAUUAAUGCGGCCCUUUGUUUUGUAUUAGAUUUGUAUUACCAUAUUAGCUUGACGACUACAAGGUCAUAAAGACGUGCAACGCUUCAGGUGAGCCAUGUCUCUGUUGAGAGGGUGGCUGAAGGCUGGGGUGUCUCUUUGCCACUCCACACUACAAACAACCAGACAGAUAGGCACUGGUGUGUGCUGUCCAGUCCGUAUGAAUGCCAUUCCUGAGCUGAAGAAGGUGGACAGGUGGACUGAGAAGAGGAGCAUGUUUGGGGUUUAUGACAACAUAGGAAUUUUAGGUGACUUCAAAGCCCACCCUAAGGAUCUGAUCAUCGGGCCGGUCUGGGUGAAGGGUUUCCGUGGCAAUGAGCUGCAGCGUCUGACGAGGAAGAAGAGGAUGGUAGGAGACAGGAUGAUGAUGCAGGACAAACAUGAUAUGGAGAAGAGGAUCCGCUUCCUCUAUCGACACUUCAACCGCUUUGGGAAACAUCGCUGAUCUGAUCUGGGACUGAGCGGUCUGGCUAACAAUGCUAAACGACUACUGUACUAACACCUGCCCACUGGACCACAUUCAGACUCUAAAGAGAGAAAUGUGAGCUACUCAGUUAUGCCACUUAGAUUUAUAUCAGCCCCUUAUUUUCACCAUUUGGUAAGAGGAAGCUGAUUGUACAUUUUCUGUUAAGUUGACAGCUGGAAAAUGUUGGAUUCAUUUAGUAUUGUACUAAAUCAACACGCACAUCUGUAAAAUACAUGUUUUGAACCACACAAAAAUGUGAUGCUCUAUGGUCGGUUAAUAUUAUCACAUUGGGGACUAAUGUAAGUCAUGUUGUGGGUAUACCAUGUGUUGUGUAAGAUGAUAAUAAACAGAAGCUCAUUACA